Molecule: messenger RNA, 1618 nt
Organism: Salpingoeca rosetta
Lineage: Eukaryota; Choanoflagellata; Craspedida; Salpingoecidae
Product: NUP98-DDX10 fusion protein type 1
Exons: 15
Coding region: 50-1618 (522 amino acids)
Molecular function (GO): nucleic acid binding; ATP binding
Source: RefSeq, a predicted model, not a curated record
GUCCAUGACAGCUAUCGCGCAAAUCGAGCAAAUCAAUCGAUAGAGUAUCAUGGGGCGCAAAGGAAACAAGAAGCAGCACGUGGCUGAUGCCGCUGAUGCAGACGUAAAGGAGGAGGAAGUUGAGAGCACACCAACGCCACAGCCGACACCAAGUGCCCUUCCUUUGGAAGCUACAGCCAACGCUGGCGAAUGGGAGCGGCUAACGCACAGCGAUGGAACUCCACUAAAGCUGGAUGAACGCAUCCUGACGCGCCUGCGUGCCUGGAAAUUCGACCAGAUGACGCCAGUGCAAGCGGCGUGUGUGCCGCUCUUCUUGGAAUACAAAGAUGUUGCAGCAGAAGCUGUGACGGGUUCUGGAAAGACGCUGGCGUUUCUCAUCCCGGCAGUAGAAAUGCUGCUGCGAACCCCUCCAAAGUCUCGCAUGGCGGUGGGCUGCAUUGUGCUGAGUCCCACACGAGAGCUCGCACAACAAACGCACCAUGUGCUUUCGGAUUUGCUCAAAGACUCACCACUCACACACGUGCUCAUCACGGGCGGAAAGGAUGCGGAAACAGACAUUGUCAGCAUGGAGAAGCACGGCACAAACAUCAUUGUGGCGACGCCUGGCCGCCUCAAUGAUCUCAUCAAACGGGUGCCCUCGCUCGCAACCAACAUCAAGCUGCUGGAGGUGUUUGUGAUGGACGAGGCCGACCGACUGCUUGACAUGGGGUUCAAAACGACUCUCAAUGAGAUCCUUGCUGUCCUUCCAAAGCAGCGCCGCACGGGCCUUUUUUCCGCAACACAAACAAAGGAGGUGGAGCUGCUUGUGCGCGCUGGUCUCCGCAAUCCCGUCCGCGUCACCGUCGCCGUUGAGGAUCCGGAGAUGUUUGUGCACCGGUGUGGGCGGACGGCGCGCAACGGUCUCGACGGCAAUGCCCUGCUCUAUCUCAUGCCCACAGAGGACGAAUACGUCGAGUUUCUCAAGAUCAGACAGGUGCCGAUGGAGGAGAUGGAUGCGAUUACGGCGGCUCCGUCGCAGUUUUCUGCCGUUCGCACACACGCAGCAAAUGAUCGCGACAUUUACGAAAAGGGCAGGCUUGCCUUUGUCUCUUACAUCAGGUCCUAUCGUGAGCACAAGUGCAACUUCCUCCUCAAACUCUCCCGCCUCGAUCUGGGCAUGGUGGCGAACGGGUUUGGGCUGCUGGACCUGCCGGUCAUGCCGGAACUGAAGAAGAGCAAAGCAGCCGCCAACUUUGUCCCGAGCGAUGUUGACACAUCGGCAAUUACGUUCAAGGACAAGAAUCGGGAGAAACAGCGCCAGGAAAACCUCAAGCGCAGGGGCGACCGCACGUCUGACCCAGCGGCGAAGCGAAGCAAGGAGAGGCAGAAGCAGAAGAACGAGGCUUGGUCAAAGCAGAAGGAGCGAAAGAAGAAGAAGCUGGCGCGUGCAACGAAGAAGCAGCAGCAGGAAGACCGCAAGCGCAAGAAGAUGCUUGAAAACUUGCUGGAGACAGAACAAGAGUGGGAUGAGCUUGCGCGGGAAGUGAGGCUGCGAAAACAGCUCAAGCAGGGCAAGAUCACGCAGGACGAGUUUGAGCGGCUUGUUGGCGAAGAUGCGGAUCCGGUCAUGACCAUGUAG